UUAUAAAUCUAGCAGGAUACAAAUUUGGAGCCGCUUUAAAAUCCCUAAUAACUGCGAAAAUCAUAUACUGCAAUCUAUUUUUGAUGGUGAAGGUGCCGGAGCUGUUCAAGUGCCCGCUUUCGAAGAAACUAAUGGUGGAUCCUGUCAUUCUUUCUACCGGAGUGACAUGUGAUCGUCCCUUCAUACAAGAAUGGCUUAAUUCCGUGAAGAAAACAUGCCCUAAAUCUGAUAGAUUAUUGUCACACACUGUUCUCAUACCAAACCGCGUGAUGCACGAAAUGAUAACGAGCUGGUGCAAGAAUCACGCAUUCGAGCCACCAGAAUAUAAUUCCAAUGAUGCGGUGGCACAGCUGGUGGCUGCACUCUUUGAAGCCAGCGCCUUGGUUCCCCUCAUCGCUAUGUUGGAGGACGAAGGGGAUGGUUUUGGGAUGAAAGAGGCCGCCUCUGCAAUUCUCAAUCUGUGUAGCCUCAAGAAGAACACGGUGAGAGCUAUAGAAGAAGGUGUUGUGGAAGUGGUGAUGAUAAAGAUCAAGAAUGAAGUGCUUGUGAGUGAGAUGAUGGAGAUUCUUGCACUCCUUGCGACAGACUCGAAUGCGAUCAGGGAGAUGGUCGAGAUGAAGGUUGUCUCGUGUUUGUUUGAGAUCAUAAGGUUGAAUCCUAGUCCGCGCGAUGUAGAGAACUGCGUGCUCGUCCUGUUUGCUAUCUCCCAUGAGGAAUUGAUCACGAGGACGGAGAUGAGAAGAGAGGAGGAUACGCAUCAGACACUGUCCUGGAUCAUGCGAGAAGGCACUCCUGAGGCCAAGUACAGGGCUAGUGAAAUUCUUUACAUGCUGACAGGGAGCUCAGGGAGGAUACAUCCCCCCAGGCUGUUAAGGCGACCACACUACUAGAAAUUUCGUCCAAAACAUUGUACUAUUUGCUAGAUUUGGCUCCUAAACAUUAUGUUAUGCUCAGUCUUUUGCCAAAAGUUGACGAAACCGUUAAAUUUGGACGCAGUUAAGGAGGUUUCAUUCA
Molecule: messenger RNA, 1014 nt
Organism: Salvia hispanica
Lineage: Eukaryota; Viridiplantae; Streptophyta; Magnoliopsida; Lamiales; Lamiaceae
Product: U-box domain-containing protein 9-like
Biological process (GO): protein ubiquitination
Molecular function (GO): ubiquitin-protein transferase activity
Source: RefSeq, a predicted model, not a curated record